AAAGAAUAUAUGGUUAUCUUUUAUCCAACUUGGGGGUCCCAACUAAAUUAUCAGACAUCAAUGGAAGUCAAAGCAUAUCUGACAAGAGGGCGGAGGGGAUGAAUAUGCCCGUCAAUCACAUAGCUAUGUGCAGGCGCUCAAUGAUGUUUCAAACUCAGUUUGCCUUGGAAGUCAACAAGCUAAGUCUAGGCCUAAGGUUGCAGUUUGAAUGUGUUGGAAUCUAAAGUGUUUCACUAUAUACCUGCUUACACAUACUUGUUUCUAAGGACUACGGAUGACGUGAGAAAUGCAGAAAGUUAUUCAAUGAAUAUAGAACCUAACAAGUUGGUCUAGAUGCAAGCUAGAAUGAUGAGCCGUGGAUACAGGUAUAACAAAAGUGGCAACAAAUGGACAUUGAAUAUACCUUUUGGCAAAUGCUUCACUUAUGUACAGCGCCAAAAGUUGUAUACCAACACACAAAAUAUCACAAACAAACAAAGAACCAAUGGGCACGUGAUGAUCCUGCAUUUGUCGUCGUGUGUAGUCUUCUUUUGUCGUUAUCUACGGUUGCUUAUUGUGCUACGUAUGAUCAUAGCGCUGGACAUGCUGCUUUUGUUGUUAUUUCAGUAUUGCUUUUCCACUUCCUGGUUCUUCACUAACAAUUAUCUUCGAGAGGAAGCGCCAAACAGUCAUGUGGUAGAGCAACGGGUGGAAUGGUUGUAUGCCUUUGAUGUUCACUGCAACUCUUUCUUCCCUAUGUUCCUGUUGCUUUAUGUUGUUCAUUAUUUUAUAUCACCACUUUUGGUUGCUCAUGGUUUUAUACCCGUGUUACUGUCAAAUUUGCUCUUCAUGGCAGCCAUUUCCUAUUAUCAUUACCUAAAUUUUUUAGGUUAUGCAGUAUUACCCUUCUUGGACAGAACUGACUUUUUCUUGUACCCAAUUGGGGUAUUCAUUGUCCUUUCCCCUAUCUUAAUCUUGUGUGGCUUCAAUCCGUCGAGGUAUUUCAUGAACAUGUACUUUAGUCGACUGGUAUAGAUGCUACUAACACCUCGUACAGAACAUGAAACCCAAGGAGAUCCUUCCUAAAUGAGGCCAGUUGAUGCAUUUUUUUUACUUGCUCUUUCUCUCUCUCUUAACAUGGAUGGGAGGAGAUUAGAUGAUUGGGGGAAACAUUGAGUUUGUAUAUUUAGGCAUUUACAUAGUAAGUGAUAUUGCAAAUAGAGGGAGGCUCUUCUUGAGUGGCUUUCUGCAAAGUAUAUUAGUGAAGAUUUAAUUGCAAUGAUUUUUGCCUACUGAGCCUUUCAUACACUAUAUAUAACAAUACAAUGUAAUGGGGUGGAAGAAAAGGGUUUACUCUGAUCUGCUUCA
Molecule: messenger RNA, 1347 nt
Organism: Salvia miltiorrhiza (redroot sage)
Lineage: Eukaryota; Viridiplantae; Streptophyta; Magnoliopsida; Lamiales; Lamiaceae
Exons: 10
Coding region: 334-1014 (226 amino acids)
Cellular component (GO): Golgi membrane
Source: RefSeq, a predicted model, not a curated record